This is a messenger RNA of Schistosoma curassoni, 1076 nucleotides long. The record is from the annotation of a GenBank genome assembly. NCBI's taxonomy places the organism in Eukaryota, Metazoa, Platyhelminthes, Trematoda, Strigeidida, Schistosomatidae.
CAAAGGUCGAAACCGGUGUUUUAUUACGUAAAUAGUAGAGGCGGUUGAGUCAAGUGUGUCAGUUUGACCUGUUCCGUGCUAAUGUUUUAUGGGAAGUAGUAUUAGUUGUAUCACAGAGAUAGAUAUGGCUAAUAAACUAUUACCUGCUGCUGUCAUAGCUUCUCGCUCAAAACAUUCUGCUACAUUGAUUUUCUUACAUGGAUUGGGUGACACAGGGCAUGGUUGGUCGGACACUUUAAAGGAAUAUGUUCCGGACUACUUCAAGAUUAUAUGCCCUCAUGCGAAUUCAAUACCAGUCACACUCAAUGGAGGGAUGUGCAUGCCAGCAUGGUAUGACAUAUAUGCUCUAAGUGAAAACGCUAAACAAGAUGAAGCAGGAAUAAAGGAGGCAUCACUCGAAUUAGGAAAAUUCGUUGAAGCAGAAAUAAAAUCCGGAGUCCCCAUCGAGAAUAUAGUUAUCGGAGGUUUUUCACAAGGUGGUUCAGUGGCCCUCUAUAAUGCACUAACGAGCACUUUACGGUAUGGUGGGGUUGUUGCUUUUAGUUGUUGGCUUCCACUCCAUACAAAAUUUAUGUCCUCACCUACACUCUUGACUAUGCCCAAGGACGUCCCAGUUUUCCAGUGUCAUGGAUUGGAGGAUUAUACAAUUCCUUUUGCCAUGGGAAAGUUAACUCAUGAGCUUCUAAAAACUUUCCAGUUAUCCAAAUGUGAACUCAACUGUUAUCCUCAAUUAUCUCACUCGUCAUGUGAAAAGGAAAUGGGAGAUCUCCGAACAUUCUUGUCAAAAAACAUACCUGGUACACAAUAAAUUUGUGUGUGUUAGGUGUUACUAGUUCGUCGUUGCCUAAGUGAUAUAUAUGUUUUUGAAGAAUGAGUCCCAGUUCUGAAUUUUUCUCCUUCACUUCCAAUGUACUAUUUCCUGGCACAUGUUUGAUAUGUGUUUUAUGACCCCAUUACAUGGGUUUUUCAUACUCUUAAUGUUUACAGCUCUGUUAUAAAAAUACCGUUACUAGGUAUCAUUUAUGUAUGUCUUACAUACUUUCUUUAAUUCACUAAAAUAUAACUUUUAAUGCUAA